AUGGCUGAUGCGAAAAGAUCAACAAUCUCGACGAACAACAGCAACAGCACCACCAGCAGCAGCAAGUCCCGCAAGUCCAAGAAUGAACUGAUACGCAGCCUCGUCGGAUCGUAUCUGAAGGCGCGCAACUACACCGUUACCGAUCGUUACCGAAAGACGGACCUUGUACUGACACAAUCAACCGAUCAGAUCGUGAUGAACACUGCCAUCAAGAACGAAGUGUCGAAAGUGAACAGUGUCCUGUUCUCGAACAUCGGCCUGAACACGAAUCCUGCGCAGGUCGAUCAGCACUUCGCCAAGUUUACAAAGUUCAUUCGCAGCCAACCGGAAGCGGUCCGCGUGGAGCUGACCGAAAUCGUACCACCGUUGCUAUGUCAUUUGUACAUCGACAUGCUCCGGGGGCGAGAUUGGCGACCCGCAAUUGAGUUCCUGCGUAAACAUGCCCCACUCGUGGGGAAAACCGAACCCACCAAUGCAGCCGCUGCCAAUCUACCCCCGUCGUUGUCGAACCAGCAACAGAAGCUCAACGGCACCAUAGACGAACAGCGGGAGGCAGGCUCGUUACCACCGCCGGCCGCGGUGCAAAGUUCCAUCAUUGUUUUCGCUCCGGCAAGCCCCGGCGCUGAUGCUGGGCGUAUGGAGCUGUACAAACAGUUGGUUCAUAAGCUCUCCCAAGUCACGCACCUUCAGGAGUACGAUAGCGAUCCGUUGCUGGUGCAGUUUCGCUCGUGCCAGACGCAACUCCGGAUGCGGUCCCCUUCGAUCGCAGCCCUGCGCCAGUAUCUGGCCAAGCACGGUCACUCCGUGCUCCUACAAACGUUACGAACGUGGUUUUGCUUCGAAACGGUGGAGGAUAAGAACUUUUCCGACUACAGCCCGGAAGUAGGAGGGCAGCGUAGAUUGGGGUGCAGUCAAAGGGCGGCCAAUGGUAGGCUGACUAACGGUGGGAACAUGGAUGUUGAUGAAAGCUACCCGGAUGCAGUUGAAACUAGCGGGCGUAUGCAUGAGUACGAUUUCGCCGAGCACACGGAACGCGAAAAUGAACGAUAUUUGUUGCUAAAUGGCUUUACGAAGUCGUACGUGCGCCACCGCAUGCUCGAGACCGAAAAUGGAGCAUCCGGCGACCGGUUGUGUGAUGAUGAAGAGGACGACGACACUGAUGAGGAAACUGCGAGGAGUGUGAUCGGCCGUAUCGCUGAACCAAUGAUCUCCGACGAGCAUCCAGAAAGCGAUGGUGAUGUCGGUGCACUUGGAGGAAUGUUCCCUCGGCGUCUCACGACCCAAGAACGGUUGAGGCGGCUGCGGGAGAGUGCGAAUAAGGUGGCGCUCUAUCAGCGGCCACUGUGUGUGUACAGAUUGGAAAACGUCGGUCACCAGCUAACAAGUGUUGCGAUAGAUUCGAACUGCUGCCAUGUGGCGAGUGGGUUUGAAGACUCCACCAUCAUGCUGUGGUCAACGAACCGUAGCACGCAGAUGGGCCGUAAACCUUACGCUUGCUUCCGGGAUCGGCAAUGCAGCUGGAACGUGACAGCCUGUGAUAGUAGGUUUAGUGUGUCGGAGGAUUCCGAUGACGACGACGAUGCCGAUGACGGUGACGGUGAGAGAACUGCCCGAGCGUAUAGUGAUGGAACAUCGCUACAAGAGGACGGUGCCGGUGGCAGCAUGUUCGAUGGGACGUCCCGUGGCGAUCGCGCAAGAAUGAACAAGCUGCUGCCACCCUAUAACCGACGACAGACAAAACGGGAACGGUGGAAGAAGUUUCUCGAGCGACGAUGUUUAGAGAAUACCUUUUCCGAAACGGGGGGUGUAGUGCUGCGGGGGCACAGCAACGCCGUGACGGAUCUACUCUUUUCCGAGCACGGCUCGCUACUGGUGAGUACGUCGCGCGAUUGCACGAUGCGCGCCUGGACCGGGCACGAUUACAACUGCCGGGCGGUAUAUCGUGGCCACAGCCAUCCCAUCUGGACAUUAGCGGAAAGUCCUACCGGACUCUACUUGGCUACGGGGUCGCGUGACACGACGGCGCGUUUGUGGUCUACCGAUCGACACUUUCCCCUGCAGAUGUACGUCGGUCACAGCCAGGACGUCGAUACUGUCGCAUUUCAUCCGAACGGCAACUAUCUUGCGACCGGUUCGGCCGAUCUCACGGUACGAUUAUGGUGCGUUACGAGUGGCAAGCUGUUUCGUAUCUUCACCGACUGCCGCCAACCGGUCCACCGGGUUUGCUUUAGCCCGGACGGCAAAUACCUUGCUGCUGGAGGUGAGGAGAAUCGUGUGCGCAUCUUUGACCUUGCGGCCGGUGCGCAAUUGUCGGAGCUAAAGGACCAUACCGCAGCGAUAACGUGUGUUACCUGGAGCCCCGAUAGUCGCCACUUUGUUUCAUCGUGUGCUGACGGUACGAUACGGAUUUGGGACGCAAAGCGGAUGCUAUCAACGGUGACGAUUGCUUCUACGGCAUCGCCAUCAUCGAGUCAUGCACAGUACACACAGUCUGCUGGCAACGAUCGCAGCCAUCCGAUCAACCUUAACAACGGCACCAUCAAUCCAAAGACGAACAUCACAUUCAACUCCGCGCAGCACCAUCCAGUGGACGUUGCGAACACAGCCAGAAGUACUUCAUCGUCACAGCAUCCACCGGCUAGUGGCCUCGGUGACUCCGCUGCGGCGGCAUCGUCAGCCGGAUCGAACCCUGCAUCGUCAACCGCCACCAUCGCCAAUCUCCUGCUCGCAUACUCAACCGGUUGUCAACGAGUUUAUCGGUUGCACUACAAUAAGCUUAAUGGUGGAUUAUCGUGUAUAGGGAGUAGCUAAAACGAGCGGUUAGACACACAAGCCCAAAACCUGGUAUAAGUAUUAUUUAUUGCAACGCAGUCCUCAGUUGAUAGAAAUAGACAAAUGGUGUGAAGUAAAAGUGACAG
Messenger RNA from Anopheles bellator, 2918 nucleotides. RefSeq lists its product as uncharacterized. NCBI's taxonomy places the organism in Eukaryota, Metazoa, Arthropoda, Insecta, Diptera, Culicidae. The coding region runs from base 1 to 2811 and encodes 936 amino acids. The record is from RefSeq and is a predicted model, not a curated record. Gene Ontology annotation, molecular function: protein binding; RNA polymerase II general transcription initiation factor activity. The transcript has 5 exons.